AUGGCCGAGUGGGCGCGCCGCGGCCGCGCCAUCAACACGGACGGUGCCCAUUCGCGGGCGUCGACGGCGUCGACGACAGCGAGUCGCGCGGACCGGAAGAGGUUGGAACACGUGGACCGUAGAGUUUUGAGGAGAGUCGACGUGUGCUCGGGACCGUUAGGUCGGGGCGCGUACGGAAUCGUCUGGAAGGGCGUGGAACGACGAGGUAAAAGACGCGUCGUAGCUCUAAAGAAGUGUUUUGAUGCGUUCGCGUCGAGUUCCGACGCGAGAAGGACCUACAGGGAAGCCUCAUACUUACUACGUUUAAGAGGCCACGUGAACAUAAUCAGUUUGAGGCAUGUGAUCGAGUCCAAGUCCGGAAAUGAUGUGUACUUAGUUUUUGAGUACAUGGAGACGGAUCUGGAAUGCGUCGUGAGAGCUAAUUUAUUAGAAGAUGUCCACAAAAGAUACGUCGCGUAUCAGCUCCUCAAGGCGCUGAUUUACCUGCACAGCGCGGGCGUCGUCCACCGCGACGUCAAGCCGUCUAAUUUAUUAUUGAACUCGAACGGGCACAUGAAGCUCGGGGACUUCGGGCGCCGAGUCGGCGUCUUCAUUGAAGUUGAACUUGAUGUUUCGCGGCGACGGCGUCGCGGCGACGGCGUGGACUCGGGACCGCGGAACGCCCCGAAACGGCUCAAAAUCGACAAAGAGACCACACACGACCUCGUCUGAUGGAGACGACGCGCGUCGAUGGCGUAAGGCUCAAGAGAAAUCGCUCCCGCAGGCUCUGUAGAUCAGUCGUCGACUUCGUCGCUGAUGAUGCCGAGGACGACUAUAGCGUCGCGACGCGCUGGUACCGCGCGCCGGAGCUCCUCAAGCGGCUGCAGACGCGGCGGGGCACGGCCGUGGACCUGUGGGCCGUCGGUUGUGUGAUCGGGGAGAUGUACCUCGGGAGGCCGAUAUUCCCGGGCAAGGACACGCAAGAGCAGUUGUCGUUAGUCGCAGAGCCGUCCUUCUCAUAUAUGGAGGAGGAGCCCGCGUGUCGCGCGAAGAGCUUAGUUGCGAAGCUGCUGCGCCAUGAUCCGCAACGGAGGCCGACGGCGCGAAGGGCAUUGGACGACCCUUGGUUACAACAGUUCAAGGGGACCGAGGAGGAACCCAGCUAUAAGAACGGGCCCGUGCGCCUGCCCGUGGGGGACGACGCUCGACUAGCUCCCGCCGAGUACCGGAAUCGGCUGCAGCAACUGGUGGCGCGCGUGAAGAGUCGUUCGUCGAGGCCGCCGCGCGUCGACGAGGACCGGUCUUUGUCAAGACCGCCGCUGGAUAAGUGA
Molecule: messenger RNA, 1310 nt
Organism: Pelagomonas calceolata
Lineage: Eukaryota; Pelagophyceae; Pelagomonadales; Pelagomonadaceae
Source: the annotation of a GenBank genome assembly